CCGCAACUGCACCCUCCCUUCCUCCUCUCCCUACUCCUCUCCCCCCCCCUCCCCCUCCCCCUGCGCCCCUCGUUGCCGCGGCCUGCCUGCCGCCGCCGUCCCUCGUUUCGCCGCCGCGGCCCUUCCGCCGUCGCCUGCGCCCCUCGUCGUCGCGGCCUGCUCACCGCCGCCGCCCCCGACUUUGCCACCGCCUCCCCUUCUCGCCGCCGCACGUUCGCACAGCCGCCUGCGCCCUUGUCACCGUCGCUCCCUGCACCUUGA
Molecule: messenger RNA, 261 nt
Organism: Closterium sp. Naga37s-1
Lineage: Eukaryota; Viridiplantae; Streptophyta; Zygnematophyceae; Desmidiales; Closteriaceae
Source: the annotation of a GenBank genome assembly